Molecule: messenger RNA, 2593 nt
Organism: Zerene cesonia (dogface butterfly)
Lineage: Eukaryota; Metazoa; Arthropoda; Insecta; Lepidoptera; Pieridae
Product: transmembrane protein 134
Exons: 2
Coding region: 275-769 (164 amino acids)
Source: RefSeq, a predicted model, not a curated record
GUGAAAUUUAACAAUAAUUCUGAUGAAAUCUUUUUCAACUUGAAUGUGUAAAAAUAUUAUUUGUUUUCAUACCUUAUGUGCAUAUAGAAUUUGAACGAGUAGAAGUAAUUUCUAUACGUCUAUUGGAAUGUGCAUCGAUAUUAAUCAUUAAUCAAUAUGGCGCAUGUUGAUAUGACAAUCUGACAGCUGUGUUUUCGUUUUGUCUGAAGCGAAACGUAACGCAAAAUUGUAUGAUGUUUAUUUUACAUCUCCAAUAAAUUAGAAAUAAGCAAAUAUGACGAGACCAUUCGGUAACAGUGAAAAACGAUUUUCAAUCGACGACGCGUUUGAAGAAGAGACUGAUGAGGCCAUUAAAGUAUACGGUUCGACGGUUGAUAGAUCUCCUAUACACAACAAAUUUAAGAAUGGAGGUGAUUCAGGCUUAUCCAGAACAUACAAAUGUGCUGACGACACCACAUCCCGUGACUCAGACUCACUCAUACAUGAAUAUGUGGAAGCUUCUCAGUCCGUCUACUGCUGGAACCACCCUAAAGUCAGAGAAAACUGGAAAACAGUGUUUGCAGCUGUCAUACUCCUUGUAGUGGGAGUAGGCCUUCUCGGCAUGGGUGCAUUUGCUGUAGCCGAACCCGAAAAUGGUCUCCAAGGUGCUGUAUUUUUUGUAGCUGGAAUGAUUUGUUUCGUACCUGGUGCGUAUCAUGUUGUCUACAUCUGGCUAGCUGCCCGAGGACAAAGAGGCUACGAUUUCUACCACUUACCAUUAUUUACUUGAAUCAAAUUUUAUGGGGAUGUAAAAUCAAAAAUUUGUAAUGAAAGGAAUGACUGAUGUAUGUGAUUUGCUCUCUACUAUUUGCCUAUAGAAUGACUAGCAUGUUUCUUAUAAUGGAAUAUACAGGUUUUCUAUUGCGAUAAAAUGCAAAAAAAAAGAAUUAUGAUGUAUAUUGCAUUUAUCAAACAUGGACAUGAUAAAUUGAAAAAAACAUCUAUAUUUGUGUAAAAAAUGAAUAUUUUUACAUUUUACACUUACUAAAAGUGCCUAGUUAGUGUUAUAAUUUAUUGUAAAUAGCUGUACUGCUUUUCAUCUAAAUGUGUUGUGAUUUUUUGUACCCUUUCUUUCAUAUUAUUAUAAGUGACAUCUCAAAAAUAUUGCAAUUGCAUUAAUGUAGUCCUAAAUUAAUUGAUCUCUAAUAUUUAACACAUUGUCCAUAUUGUAAUGUGAUUUGAUGGCCAAGUAUGAAUCUCAGACCAUCAGCAACUUGUAUUCAGAAAUUAAAAUGCGAUUUGAAAUAAAACUGCAUAAAAUGCACUACUGAUAAGAAAGUGUGAUUUUUUUAAUGCUUUUUUCAUUUAUCUAUUAUGUAUGCUGAUAUAUCAAUUUGGCCAUAUCCUUUAUCAUUUGUGUAUUUAAUAAUAUUUAAUUCAAACUCGAAAGUUUUAUUUAUAAAAAAUUGCUUUGCCCCUAUAUGAUACGCUAGUCGUAAUGUUGUGUUGCUUAAUUUAUUUGAAUGUUUCUAAAAAAUUAUGAUAAUGAAUAUAAAAUACGCAAAAAUCUUAUAUUUUUAACAAGUACAUAGUUUGCGUGGAAAAUUUUGAUUAUAUAAGAAAUUUAUAAAUACAUUUAAACAAUAUACCUAACUUUAUUGACGUCAGCAUUGUAUAUAAAGAAGCCUUAGAGUAGCUAAUAUUAUUAGAAGCAGUCCAUACUCUAAUUACAUUAUUUUAUACAUAAUAGCAAAUAAAAUUUUGCUUCUAUGUACAGAAUUAUGUUUAAUGAAUGGAUUUGAAAAUGGUUUGUUGAAUCUUUAAAAUAAAUAUUUUGAGAUUUAUCUUGACAAGCCAAACAAAUACCUUUGUUGAGAAGUUGUAUCAUAAUAAUUGGCAAUUGUCUAUCUGUGUGACAGUGAUUCAAUGUAAUGAAUAGCGGCAAUAAUAAUAAUUUAACUAAUUAAUAGCUGUGUUGAUAAUAUUGCAUGAUUAUUAUGGUAUUUAACAGUAAAAUUAAAUGAAUAAUGUUUUCAUUACCUAUAUAUUUUGAAGAAUUUCUUUAAUUAAAAUGUAUGUAGGUAGUUUAAGACCUUUGUUGUGUAGCUUUAUGAUUUUUUCUAAAUAUUAUUGAAUUAUCUGAAGUGAGAGAUUGUGUUGACUACAUGGCAGAUAUUUUUUGUACAAUUUCCAAAAUUAAUUCUACCUAUUUUGAUUUGAUACUUGACCUUGGAAGAUACUUAUGUGAAGUGAUAUACAAAUUCUUAACUUACUCUUGUAAUCUUGAUCAAAUUUAAAUGGCAUUUUUUUUUUAUAAAACUAGAAAAUUUUAUAAAACUUGUGACCUUAUGUCAUAGGUCUUCGUGAUUUCAAAGAAUUUUCAUAAUUAUUAUGAAAAAUUACAUUAUAAGCAAUAAAAAUGAUAUCAAUGUAUGUAUUAUCCCAGUUACCUGUGUGAAGAAUUUGUGAUAAUGACUGAUGAAAUUCUUAUUUGUAACAUAUCCUAAUUGGGCAUAAACCUCAAUAUUUUCACCUGUAUAGUUGAUUUUAUGCUCGGUUUUUUCAUGUAAUUCCUUAUAUUGAAUUAGGUUAAAUUGUAAAUAUAUAUAAAUAU